Diutina rugosa is the source of this 1680-nucleotide messenger RNA. It is a transcript of the gene MED1, whose product is annotated as Med1p. Gene Ontology annotation, biological process: regulation of transcription by RNA polymerase II. Gene Ontology annotation, cellular component: mediator complex. The transcript has a single exon. The coding region runs from base 1 to 1680 and encodes 559 amino acids. Lineage: Eukaryota; Fungi; Ascomycota; Pichiomycetes; Serinales; Debaryomycetaceae. Gene Ontology annotation, molecular function: transcription coregulator activity. The record is from RefSeq and is a predicted model, not a curated record.
AUGGCUACACUCACACCAUUGGAGGAAUGUCUCGAGCUUCUAUAUGAAUACCUGGGAAAUUUCCGAGUCCUGAUUGACUUGGUACAAAAAUUGGCUCAACAGCUUAAGCUUGAAACCUUCGUGGACAAGCAGGGAAUUGACCUCCCUCAAGUGGCAGCAGUGAAGGCUACAGAAGUGAAAACGGUAAAACUUACCAUUGCCGGUACCACUAUCAUGAUUGAUAUUGACUUCUCCAGUGAUAGACAAGUUGCUAAUGUGGUUUUAUCUCUGGCAAAUCAGAGCGAAAACACUUGCAAGCCCGAUACCCAUACACUUGAUUUUAUGACUCGAUCCGAGAGCGAUAUAACCAUUGACUGGUCGAAAAAUGAAUUGAGCUUCCUCAAACAGGUCGAUAAUGAUCAACAAGUCACUAUUGCCGAAUCCAUUAUCAAGAGCAACCUCAUGGGUGACCGCCUAGGUUACUUUCCGGAGAAUUUAAAAUUUCUUGCCAACAUUGAUCAGCUUCUGCUGCCUAAUUGCGAUCUAUUCAUAUACUUGGAACGGAUGGCUCUCAUACUUCGAGCGCUCGAGUCGGUUGAAGAAGCUUCUGAACCGUGGCUUCUACCAUAUGUCUCAGCUGUCGGCAGGUCACAAUUGAACAGUACUGACACAAAGCAAUUGGGUCUCUUUAUUGAUUACUGGCAAGACAAUCGUUACAUCAACCACAUGAAUGGCGGAUCCGAUCCAGUUCAUUAUUUGAUGGUAAGUAUCGUCCCCACUAAUGGACCUCAGCAUGACUAUCUUAAUGAGGCAAAAACCUGGACAUUGACUAAAGGCGAGUUUAGCCUCAAUUUUGAGUCCACUAGUAGCACUGCCGCAAGCUCAUGGGUUUUGAAGGUAAAACUUUCACAUCCGUGCUACAUGCCGCAAAGCAUACUUGACUUUCAUGGCUGGGCCUACGAAUCUGCAUCACAAAAGAAAUCAAAGAGUGACAAGUUAUAUGCCUUACUCAACCAAGGCUCAGUGUCGCUUGCUAAGGGUCAAAUAGCAUACUCAAUCCGAAGUCUGCCACACUUGGGGAAGUGGGUGCUCGUGGAUCUGAUCAUUCCCUCAAAAUUUAAUGACAUUACCAAAAUCAUUUUAUCCUUACGCAACCUAAGCAUACUUACCAACGUCCUUGUGGAAAGCUAUGUGACACUGUCGAAGCCACAAGUAAUCCCUGCUCGACGGAGAUCCCGUGGGAGUAUGAUGGGCGAAGAGAUGUCCGAGGAAACGAAAAAGAAGUUGAGAGACUCAUUGCAGCUUCCGCCCGAUGUCACUGAUGAUGAAUUGCUUGGCCUCAACGCAAUGAACGACCUGUCCACUUUACGUAGUGUGGACAUGUCGGCAGACAUUGCCGUUGAUGACUUCUUGAAUGAUACAUCGUCUUUACACGAAAAUGCCGAGAAGCUAGAUGUCUUCAUAGAAGACAUUGAUUUCAUUCUGCCAUUCGGCGACAUUAUGACCAAGAUCUCGGGCAACUUCGGCCCUCAUGUAAUUCGGAAGCAAUUUCGUAUCUCAAACGGUGUGUUUUCCACGAAGUCCUCGGAAGCAGACAUGGAAGUGGAUUCGCUGUCUCUGGAAAAACGAUUAGCGAAAGGGUUGAAUGUUACCGAAGAUUUAUGGCAAACUCUUGAGCAUGUGUAUAUCAAACUGGAAUGA